UUGUCGUAACUCUUCGCGUUUUGCUUGUCUUGGAAUCCACGCUGCGGACAGAAUUUCCUAUUGUGUCGAAGAGGUUACUCCUUUUUAGACUAUAGAAGAAAGCUACUGCCCUACUCAUGAUACCAACAGCAAAGAGCCAAUGUAACCAGAAAAUUUUUAAGCUAAGAACAACAUGAACUUUGACGUGUUAUUCCGUAUUGUUAUGUGUUGUUUGCUUUACCCUUGGGAAACGUAUGGUUUUAACCUCGAUAUUGAAAAUGCUAUCGUCUUUGAUGGACCUCCGGAAAGUGGUUACUUUGGAUACUCUGUGGCUCUUCAUUCAUGGCAAAGUAAAUACUGGUAAGAUCCUUUAUUGUUUAACAUUACUUCAUUAGAACACGUGUGCGUGUUGUCAGAGAUCAGUUGGUCCAGUGCGGCGUGUUUUUGCUUCGAAGGUAGAGACUUUUUGAAUAUCAAAAUUCACGGAGAGACUGGAUUUGUUUUCUUAAUUUUACUAUUAAUUUCGGCGUGAGUAUAAUCCCAGGUUUAGAUACUAGAUGUCAUUCAUCGUUUAUCACUGAUCGCAAUAAGAAUUAGAGAUGACAUAUUUCCGUAAUGCAAUCUUUCGUUCGGAUACAUGAUCGAGUCUGAAUUUAUAGUCCACAAGAGACAAACGGGGUUUGAAUUCUUUGGAGAAGUGAAAAUGUUUUGAAAAAGCAAGAUUGUUUGUUAAAGUCAUGAAAAGUUUUUUAUAGCCACGUUUUCGAGCGAUAUCUUAAACAGCAAUCCCGAAUUAAACUCAUGAAAUGUGUUUCUCAAGAUAACAGCAGUGGUAUUGACACUUAUUAAUUUACAAUUUCCUAAUUUCGUGACUCAAUUUGGCUCCGCCGUCUUGUCUGCAAAAUGCACGGUCGCUUAGUGCUGGCAUUUUAUUAUAAGUAUUAUUAUUUAACUGACGGCACACUUAACGUCAAUCUAGCGCAAUUAUUGCUAGAAGACUGAGUCAACUCAUUAAACUAAAGUGUCAAUAUAUCUUGUAAACCAAAUCACUCGGUUGUCUUAAUAAACAGCGCCUCUCAUUAACUGCCAAUUUUAUCAUUAUUGACGGUCGUUCGGAAAAAGCAAUCAUUUAACUUAAUGUUUAUUCAGAUCAUUUCCUGAGGUUAUUUUAGAAAAUUGCAAUUUGUGUGCAUCCAUUCUUGACUAAGAAGUUCAAGCGGCUUUGUUUCUGUUAUUGUAACUCCUUUUUAUUUUAUUCAAGUAAGCUUAUAUGGUAAUAAUAUUGUUAGAGUAUGACGUAUUAGCAUUGAUUUAUAACCAGGACCAGGUUGGCUAGCCUCCAGCGGCUCUAGCAACCUUGCUUCUUCUUAUCACAUAAUUAGUUUUAAAUCAGUUAUUUUCUUAAUAAAUAAAUGAGAGUUGGAGAAAAUAGUAGAACCGAAAAAUUUCACCUUUGGCAAACUUUUCAAAACCAAAGUAAUGUUACUAGAUUUGAAACUUAUUGAAACCAGACGUAUGGAUAAACUGAGGAACACUCCACUUGCCAACACCUGGCCAAGCAUUUGACGAAACGUAUCCAUGCAAAGUUACUAAAGUUAGCACAGAAUAUGCACAUUUUGAAGGGGGCUGGGUGUGGGUGGGAGGGUUUGAGGAUGAGGGGCGUGGGGGGUGGGGAGCCUUACUCACCUGCAUUGAAGCCACAAAAAAUUUUGUAACAAACACAUCAAUUUAUUUUCAUUGUCCUUUUUAUUUCAUCCAUUACUUACUAAUGACAGACAACUGCACAUUUAAAAGCAAUAAAAGCAGAAAAUAUUCAGCAACAUUAAACUUGUUAACAGACAUCAAGACUAUGUGAAACCCUGAACAGAUGAUACCAUCUGAGUUCAAUUUUGUACUCAGCUUUGUUUAGGCAAAGGUUCAGAAUAGUGGGUUAAAUUAUCCUCUUCUCCAGGAGCUUCGCAAAAUGUCCUUGGAGAUGAUGUGGUUUUUAGCACCCCCCCCCCCCCCUCCUUUGGGCUUGAACUGUAUUUCUGUCGUAUAGACACUGUCUGAGUUCAGCUGUGUUUCGCCCCCCCCCCCCCCCCACUGCAUGGUCCUGCAUGGUACUCCUGAGCUAAUAAAAGUGGAAAGUUACACAAGUUUCUUUUAUAGAGCCAGAAUUUAAGAAAGGGGAACUCAUCCGAUUGCACAUACUCGGUAUGUGUACGGCAUAUAUGUCAUAUAUGUGGUAGUGGAAGGGGACUCUCGGGUAGUACCCCUCUGGGAAGUCCUCUCCCCAUUGACUCUUCUGGGUGGAGACCUCUCUUGGUCCUGUGCAAGGUUGUUUGUCUAGGAUAAAGGUCAUUGUGAAAAAUCUAAAUCAGAAAGACAAAAGCUAAUUUUGUAUUGUAAAUUAAUGUGUGCUCAGGGUAAUAGUUGGAGCGCCUCUUAGUAAUGUCACUUCUGCUUCUGGAUCUGAGACAUUAAUAAGGUAUGGAGCAGCGUACCGAUGUGAAUACACUGGAAAUCAACAGUGCAGUGUCAUCAACAUUGAUAACCGACGUAAGUUUUUACUUUUAAAAUUUCUUUCCUAGAUACAAUUUUAACCAUUCAUUUAUCUUAAGUCUAUCUUGACUGUCGUGUUGCUGUCCCCAUUCCAUCCAGUUUACCCGUCGGCGGGGCUUGGGAAUUUCGCCAGGAAACGCCUUUUGAAGCUAGUCGAGCUAGUACCAAAACUGCCCAAAACCCCGCUAUAGGUUGAGCUCUUCUCGGCUUUCUGUUUGGGGGCUAAAAAAAACAGCCUAAUGUAUUGUGUUUGGGUCGCUUAUUUAAACUUAGACCGCGGUUUAGCAAAUCUUUGGGCCUCCAGAUAUCUUCCUUAGUGAGUAAUUUUAAGAAAAUAAGUGUUUUUGCAGUCUACGACUUAUGCUUUUUUGAAACGUUUCAUGAUAAAUGGUGUUAAGAUAAAAGCAUUGGGAGAACCGAAAAUGGCUUAGAACGCGGUUUUGUUAAACGCUGGCUAAACUCCGUUUACAUAACUGGCCCUUUGGGUGUAAACGUGACUUUUACCUUUCGCCUUCUCUCCUCUCCUCCUCUCCUAGCAUUUACUAGGCUUCGGUGCGGUGGGAAAAGUUUCGGGCAAGGCCUUUUAUAGCUAAGGAUCGUAGGAUAGUUGGAUUUAGAAAGAAGGGGCUUAGGGCCGAGCGUUAGUAGGCUGAAAAGUUAUUUUGAGCCCUAGAACUUGUUUCAUGUUUCAGCUGUGUGGAGAAAACAAGUGACUUUCAAUGAUGUACCAAACACCUGGGUAAACAUGGAAGAGAAGACUGGCAUGUGGCUUGGAGGAGUGGUUUAUAGCACUGGAAAAGAUGGCAAGGCAUUGGUAUGAAUAAUACUUUCUGCUCAUGUUUUCUGUUUAUGUACACAUGUUUCAGUCGUAACGCCAAACCUUUUUCAACUAAAGUAGAAUCUUAACUGUUCAAACCUCCCGGGGAAAAAUAAAAUAUUUUCGAAUGAUCGCGAGCGAAACAUUCAGAAAUGAGGAAGACGAUUCAGAGCAGAUUGCUCUGCGUUUUAUUUUUCCUAAUCAUCCGAGCCAACACAUGGAUAUCUGCGGUAUCUCCCUAUAAUAAGAAACACGUAGGCAGUACGUAAAGCUAUAAAAUUGUGGAAGAAACUUUAAUUGGGAAAUUAAGUUAGUUUUUCUUGGUUUACUUGUUGCCACACUCAUGGUCUGGUGAUCUCUUUUUUGAUCCCUGUUCUCUUUAUUACGACAUGACACUACACUUACUAACUCUUCGAAUAAGCAUGUGCCCGUUCGACUAUUGUAAGCGACCAACUACUUUGUAAACCCAAUACUAAAUCUUGGAAGUUUGCUUGGUUGCUUUCGAGAGUUUCGACUGUAUACAGUUUGUAGUUACGGAAGUUCAUUCUCCAGUCUGCAGAGAGUAGCCAAUGUACAAACCACACUCCCGAGCCACUUCAUCGCCGUGCCUUCUACAGUAUACCUUAUGACCUUUCAGACUACACCUACAUGCAUUACCCAUCGACUGUGGUAUGGAAGUGGUGACUGUGGUUCAGUUAAGUUCAUCUGCUUCAGACCAGUCACAGUGAGUCGUCACACAGCCCUACCCCUACAGGCCACUUGGUUAAUUUCGCAUUCAAAUCAUUUUGGAAAUUUAUCUCGUAGGCCUGUGCUCCAAGGUAUAUUUUUCGUGGAGCUCCUGUGACAGGAAAUGCGGGCGGCGACGUUCAUUAUAGUUGGCUUCUCGGACGGUGUAAUCUUCUUAAUCAAGACCUUUCAGGAGUGUCUCAUAAUGGGGUUGUCGAUCCCUGUUCGACAGGUACGGAAUAAAUAGUAAGUCACAAUUAGUAUCCAACGUAACAAGGAGUAUCGUCAGGGUUAAGUUAUUAGGUUAGUAGUGACGUAACAGAAAGGGAAUCAGUGACGUUAUGAAUCUUACACCCCUCUUGCCAUCUCAAUAAUUCGAUCUCAACGAUAAACUUCCUCUGUCAAAGGUGACAGGCGGGUGAAAUUUCACUGAAGCUCAGUGCAAAAUGUUUCUUUUCACUGUGAUUUUGGCCAAACUAGAGAGGUGACUUAGCUCCUUUAAGCUCCCUAAAUUGACCUGCACGUGCAAUGCUCAGAUAGCCUGUUGGUUUUUUUAAGGAACAUGCUGUUGUCGUCGUCUUCUUAUCAGAGAACUUUAAAUUCGAGAACGAGAGCGACUUCGGGACGAGAUUUGACCUAAAGUUUUUUCGCUGAUUCUCAAAAAUUGACAUUCCGGAAAGCUUCAUUGUACUUUUUUUUCUCCAAAAAAUUAGCACUGUUAUCUUUAUUGAAGGAGGUUAAGCCCUCUCCUGGUCGCAAAAUAAUAAAACCUCCAACAUUAGAAAACUUUUUUCCGCCAACACGACAUUAUCGCUAAUACAAAACUCGUAGUAGAAGGAAAACGACUAUCACAUUUUCCCGCCAAAAUUUCGCUGGUUCAUGCGCGAGCACUGCUUAGAACCGAGAAAAUCUCGCACUCGUAGUCGUCCUCGUCUUAGAAUCUAAAGCUCUCUAAUACCAUAUCAACUUGACGAUACACAACUCACUUGAUUUCGAACCGUUAUUCACUGUCACCAACAGUCUUUAAAGACUUUACUCACCCCUUGACGCGGUGAGUCUUGAGUUUAAACCAUUGAGAACUUGGAAUAUUAGACAGUUCCAUAUAUUAUUUUCCAGAGCGAAAAGGCAAUAAUUACUAUGGUUAUUGCACAGCUGGUUUGAGUGCUGAGUACUCAGUGGAUGGAUAUGAUGUGAUUAUGGGAGUAGUUGGAGCGAAGAGAGGGAAAGGUGAGGCUCUCUAUAAUAACCAGUGUACCAAAUGAUUCACAGGAGGGCAUAUUAGGAGAUUACUGCAUUUGUAUGAUCUUCCUGUCCUUUGGGAACCCUUCAACCCCAUUUUUCGUUUUCAGAAAGUGUUGAUUUGUUCUGCACCUGACCGUUCCAGGUUUUUUCCCGUUCAUAAAGUGCCGGUGUAAGGAGGCGGGAGAUUUUAUCAUCACUGGAAGGACUUCCUAUACAUGCCUGUAUCGUUAAUUGGACGUUAAUUGAUACAACAUCGGAGCAACGGUAGAUGCCUGUGGGAAAACAAAUGUAAAAGCAAAGAAAUCUAUUUGAAAGCAGGUUAUCGAAGUUCCACUGUGCUUAUGAUAUGCUAUUAUUGUUGGUAAAUUGUUUUCUAUGAUUGAAAUUGUGUCUAGGCGGACUCAUGCUGUACAGCGAUAGAGGCAAGACUGUUAAGUCCGGACUAAGUGAACUCGCGAUAGGAGACUACAUGGGUACGUCAUUAUUUACCAGCACUGAGAUCAGCUAACAACUUUAUGUGUAACAGUGAUGCAAUUAAACGUGAAAUCAUGAUAACGGACACUUCUGUAAUUCUCUCCUUGUCGCGGUUAAAGAUACCCUCACCCCUUUCUUCCAAACCCGCUCAACGUGGAUGGUGCUAGACGUUUCCUACACAGAAUUUCGGGAAAACCAUGGCCAUGUCAUCAAUUUUACGUGUGUGAGACUUUGCGGGGCUUCAACGGUAAAAGAGCUCAUCAGCUGAGAGAGAAACGCUGUAGACUGAAAGGAAGCGACUAAGAUUCAAAACUCACGACUUCAGUAAUAAUGAUGACAAAUUUUUCACCAUUUCCUUAGUAGCAAGGAGUAAGGACAAGGGAAAAAUAGUUUGAGAUUUCUGCGUUAUUGAGCAAGGGUGAGGUUAAGACGGCUGGAUAUUGGCCUAGGGGUUUUUAUGCGUUUUCUAAUGGACCAAGAAGAGGUCGAAGUUAGUAAAGUCAGUCAGUGAAAGAACAACAGACCAAUAUCCUGCCAUGUUGACCGAACAAGCUCGGUCAAUAAAAGAUUUAUUGUAUGGCCAAAAAAGAACUUUUUUGCGGGACCGACGCGUGAAAUCCUGAACGGGCGAGAUAGUAUAGGUCCAUCUUGUGUGCUCGGGUAGCCAAUCAGAACACAGGAUUCGCUUUGCCUUUUUCUACAACUCAAUCAUGUGACAAAAUCCAAUCAUGUGACAAAUAUGGUAUCGUACUAUUUAGACGUGGGCUUGACCAAAAUGGUUACGUGUAUAAAUCCUUGGCUGUGAUUGGUUAGGUCCAAAAUAACGGCUAUUACUACCUAGUAUGAGGCAUAUAUGAUAUUCUUUGCCAGGCUACAAAGUUCAUCUCACUAUAUUAUCUAUUGAGGCGAUUUUUCCCUCUGUUACUUAUAUAUAUAUAUUUUUCUUUUUGUGUUGUUUUACUUCAGGUUAUUCCGUGACCAGUGGACAUUUUACUCAAAGAAAACGAAUAGGUUCGCAAACAUUGUUUAAACUGACCAUCGAUGGAAAUUAUCUUUCCGUGUGACCCGUUAACCGCUGCUUAAAAAUAAAUUUAUUGAAAGCAAUCGAAACAGGCUUUGAAUAAAAUAAAAAGCAUUCGUCAAAAUGGACUUCAGAGUUUUCAUCUUUCUUUAGGUGUUCCUGACUCAACUCAUUUGAGAACUGAACUGAGAAAGUAGCUCUUUAUUUUUUAAGAAGAAUUGUCAGUGAUUUUGAUUUCUUAUUACUUUUUCAACUAGGCGCAGUAGAAGCAUGGGUCUUAGUGGGAGCCCAAGUGAGCGCGAUGCGUACGAUCGGGGGGGGGGGGGGGGUAGAUUUCAUUUUCGGGGGGGGGGGGGGGGGGGAGGGCCCCUUAAAAAAAUGGGGUCCGUUAAAACCCAAACAAAACCCGAAGGUCUGUUGGGGGGGUUGCUUGCGGCAAGUUAGCCCCCCCGCUGAUAUUUUUUUUACUAUUAACAGAAGAAAAAACAAAAUAGCCAAGAGAGUUUAUAGAUAAUUAUUUUUUUUUUUUUUUGUUUUUUUUUUUUUGUAUUACAUUUAAAUUGAAAGAAAGUUGUAUAUUUUUUUUUUUUUUUUAAAAAAGGUUGUUUUUUUUUUUUUUUUUUUUUUUUUUUUAUUCCGAGGGGGGGGAGGAGGGGGGGGGGGGGGGGGGGGGCGGGGGGGGGGGGGGGGGGGGGGGGGGGGGGGGGGGGGGGGUGGGGGGGGAAGAGGGGGAGAUCAACCCGCUAGCAGGCGCAGGAGCCCAUAACUCCCAUGCAUACAGGGCCUAUAACACAGUGUUUUUACGGACCAGUUUAUUUUAAGACACAUUUUGGGGCACUUUUUCCCCCAAAAUAGAACUCCACCAUGUUUAUGAGCGCUUUCGAAAAGGAAAAGUAAACGUUAUUUUAAUUACGUACAGACCUAAAAAUGAAAUUUUUUGCCUUUUAAAAAAGGUCUGUAGAUUUUGUUGACAAGUUUAUGGAAUUUAAAAGGUAUUCAAAAUUCGCGCCAAAAUCGUUCUAAAAAUAAGUUGGUCCGUGAAAACGCCGUGACCCGAGCACAUGGAAGUUGCUCGCUCCAGCUUAUGGGCUCCUGCAGGCGUCAGUUUUUUUAGGGUGAAGAAAGAAUCUCUCCCCUUGGAGUGUGCCCCUCACCCGGCCUGUCAUGAUUAAGUUACCUGCUACGCAGGAGACGUCCGAGUCGUGCAUCCUCGCUCGCCUACGUUAUUUCUCAUGAGUCUGUGAUGACGUGGAAACGUUCGCCUCGUUUUUUUUUCCAGAAUACAUUGGUGGAGCCCCAAGAGCCGACGGUGUGAAAGGGAAGGUAUGGAACUUUUGCUUUAAUGCAAUAUGCCGAGUUACAGAAUUCUGCUUUAUUUCAAUGUUCCGAAUUACAGAAUUUAGGCGCCGAUAAAACAUGUACAUUCCAAGGUUGAGAUUUUGCCGAGUUGUACCGAAAUGGAGUGGUGAAAGACGUGAAUGGAGGAGAGGUUAUCAAAUCUGCCCUUUUUAGAAUGGAUAAAAGUAUUGAUUUUAUAGAGCGUCUUUUGAACGGUACCCAGUAAAUACCUUUUUUUAUCCAAGUUCUUGUGCUUUUUCUGUCCACUUCCUCUUAAGUUUCAUACCUGCCUACUUGCCAUGUACUGAUUUGUUUCCUUUUCCUCUGUAGGUUGUUAUUUAUCAUAUUUACGAAAACUAUUUGUCGGUGAAAUCAACGUUACCUCGACCAAAGAAUAUACCGGUAUGUAGAUGUUUUGAGUUAUUUGUUUUCCUCAGUACUAAAAAGAAUGGGAGUGUUUUUAAUUUCUUUUGUUUCAAAGGUAUUAUCAUGCAUUGCCAUUUCCCAAGACAAAGAAAACUUGAAUUUAAAUCAGGACGAGAUAGAAAAACUGGCAUGUACACCAAAACCACAAUGCUAAUUUGUUUUCAGAAUUUCAGAAUUUUCAGUUUAGUCGUCGAGAGGUCAUUGGAUGACAGUUACAUAACCAUAUUUUUCUUUUGUGUUGAACUAUGUUUCUAAAAUUUAUUGUGCAAUAUUGCAUUCAAGAUUGGCGCGAAAUGUUUAACUAUACCAUUGCAAGAAAAUAACAAAUCUAAGAUAAAAAGAGUGACAUACAUGGUGUGCAGCUUGAAACGUCGCAUCUGAAACUUUAACGUAGUAAUGUCCUUAAGACUUUUCACUCAGUGACCGAGCACUACUGCCUGGUUACCUGCACAAAAUGGUGUUGUGUUCACAGUUUGAGUACCCGAUAUGUACAGAUGUACAAAUGUGCUUCAUUUCGCCCUAAUGGACGCCACUUAGGAACAGCGGGGAAUUACUGACGGGGAAAAGCAUUGGACUGCCUCGGAACUAAAAUAACAGCACCGUGCCCUAAUACGACAGUUACGAAUAUUUAAAAUUCAUACUUGGCUCCGAGGCUGAAAGGAAUAAAAAAAUCACAUUGAGAUUCAGUGAUUAAUAAUUCAUUUAAAUCGUUUUAUUUUGCCUAGCAUCGGAGCCAAUUAUGAAGUUUGAUAUUUCGAUACUGGCGUAUUCUGGCUUGGGUACUUGAAGUUUAUCGCUCGCAUCAAGUGUGGAUGUAACCUUGGUGAUAAGCAAUCUUAUUAGUUUGGUUAAUUAAAUAUCUGGCUUUCAGACUGGGACGUAUUUCGGAGGUGUCAUUUGUGCUGUUGAUCUGGAUAACAAUCAGUAAGUUUCACAAAGAUUCGAAGGGUGUAUCUGUAUCAUUGCUCUCUUAAUAGGCCAUUUGCAUGUGACGUCUUUUUACUACUAAGACCAGAAUUCAUUUCAUUUCUUCUUUCAUAUUUAAAUUUGUUAAUCCCAUUGAGGUUUUAAUAACAAAAGCCCUAAUUUGCACAAGAAAGCAAAACCCUAAAGGAUUCUGGUAGUAGUAGUAGUAAAAUGACGUCAUCGAGCAAAUGGCCUAUAGGGAGUUUGAGCAAAGCUGUUUUGGGUGACGCACGUCAACCAGAAGUAGACUUUUUGAAUCCUUGGGUAUUGGUUUUUCCAAAAUACGGGCAAAUCAUCUCUAUGAGAGUUAAGACACUGAUCAGGUCAAAUUUGGUUCGGUCAAGUGUUUUAAAGUGAAAAACGCCUCUCUUCCGUCGCUCGUCGCUCAAGUAAGUAAGUAAGUAACUAUUUGACCAGAGUAGCGCAUUCAGCAACGAGGACAUGGGAAAUAAAGAUGUAUACAUUUAAAAGUUAAAAGAAAAAAUCCGAAGGUAUGUAUAUAGCCUGUGUACAAACCCCCCUCCCCUCAGUAAAAAUCGGAGAAUGGGCCCCUUCUCCGAUUUUUACUGAGAGGAGGGGGGGGAGGAUGGGGUCUGUACAUAGGCUAGUAUGUACAGUACGAGAUUAAAAUCAACAAUAAUGCAACAAAAGUCUAGCUAGUUUAAUAUAAAAAGUCUGUGCCAAAUAAUAAGAAAUAAAAGUGAAAAGAUUAAAUACCUAAUCAUAUUUUUAAAACUAUUUAAGGAUGUGGCACUUUGUUCCUUCUCCUAGUUGCAUGAUUGUGCAAAUCCCCCUUCUGAAAUUUCCCGCCACGUAACAUCAGCAUAGUCAAAUAACAGCUGCAAGAGUGAAGUGUCUACCUGUUUAGAGGCCUCCAGCGUGAGGCAUGAUCAAAUGCGAGACAUUUUUACGCAUUUUCUUGUUUUUAUCGCACAGUAAUAAAAUUUGACCGGUUUUUGUGACAGGUUUACAGACGUUCUCGUCGGUGCUCCAUACUUCACUCAUGUUAAAGACGAAGGGAGAGUGUACAUCUACUUGAACAACGGCCAGGUUGUGUUUCUUUUUUUUUUUUCGUUCUUGAUAGAGACAUUCAGAUUAUAGGACGAGGGCGACCACAAGGAAGAGACUUGAAUGAGGCUCAGUAAGAUGUGAAGAAUUAUCCAUAUCUAGGAGGAUGUUAUCCACCGAGGCUAAAGCCCGAGGUGGAUAACAUCCUGCGAGAACUGCAUUAUUCUUCACAUCGUACGAAAGCCGAAUUCAGUAAUUGUUUUAUUACUUCGGAUAGCCGUUAACGCCAUUUUGAACGAUGGUUGUUUUAAAUCAAUUAUUAUUCAUUCAAAAUAUUUCCCCGAUUCUGAUUGGCUAAAAGGGAUUUAUCAGGGGAGAAUGGACCUAAAAAAGCGUAAUCCGCAAAUAAUAUACUUACUUUUACUUACUUUUACUUUUUUCACCAGAAAAGUUAAGACGGUUAUUGCUAUUGACGUAGGUUUAAGCUUUAUCCCGUUCGCAAAAUGAUAAAACUUUUAACAUUUCGUAGCUUGUUUCCGCCACUACGUAUUUUCGUUAAAACAAGUUGUAGGAUGACGACGACUAUCACGUUUUCCCGCCAAUACGACGCUGGUUAACGCACGUGCUCUUCUAAGUAUUGAGAAAAUCCCGUUCUCGUAGUCGUCCUAGGGAGAGACCACUUUUAAACAUAGUUUCUUUUUACACUUAAAUGUUGUUUUACUUUAACCUGCAGGGAGCACUUAAUUUGCAAGACAACUUUCUUGAGGGAGAUAGAAAAGUGAACGCUCAUUUUGGACAAAGUAUUGCUGCCGUCGGAGACUUAAAUGCCGAUGGGUUUCAAGGUAAAGCUGGAAGUUAUUUUUUCUACAUGGAAUAUGUUUUCCGAUUGUACCUGCUUUUAAAGUGACACCCUUGAGUGAUCCGACCUUUGCAGUUCAAUCAUAAUCAAAAGUAGCCUUUGGUUUCGAGGGCUGACUGCACGAACCUAAACCUUGGUAAUUGUUGCUAACAUGCGAAAACAGUAGCCAAUAAUGGUGAAAUACCAGUAGUAAGCAAAGGUUAGGGAGUGCGGGCGAGCCGGACCGAUUGGAAGUGGAGAAGCUUUUGCUCCAACGCUGUGAUUUGCGUAGGCUUCACGUGAUAGAAGGUCAAAAAGCGCGUGAUCAUAUUGUGUUCUGUGCAUUCCAUUCAUUUUUAGUGAAGUCUAAACGAAUGCCAACGAAUGCUGGCUAUAUACGUGCCGCGCAUCGGUAAUAACAACCUGGAGACUGGAUUGCGGGCUUCUCUGGUCGCCCGCAACGAAUAAUAGAACAGUGUUAUCAGUAUAGUUACCUUAGCAUAGUAACAUCAGCAUUAGCAUGUGACAGCAUCAGUAGCAGUCCCAUAGUUAUGAACGUCAUUUUCAGCCCUUCUUCAGUACAUUACAUGGUCACCAUCAUCAGUAACAUCAUUGUCAACAUCAUCGACUGGAAGAACGUUAGCUAGCACAUGUAGCAUCGCUUCCCUCAGCAGUCAGCAAUAACAGUGUCCCCACCAUAAGCAGCCCGGUUUCUGAUAUGGAAGUACAAUCAGACCCCGGUAAUACGGACACUGAGGGGGCCAUAGAAAGUGUCCGUAUUAAGCGGGUUGAACUUAGAGGAAAUGUAUUAAAGGGCUCUCUUUCCCCAGGGACAAAGCAACUGAUCUGUUAAUCCGACGAUUACGUAAUUUUCACGCGUACGUUAUUUUCACCACAGACAUUGCUAUUGGUGCACCGUUUGAAAGAGAUGGCAGUGGUGCUGUGUAUUUAUAUCAUGGAAGCAGCAAAGGAAUAGAGUUGCAUUACAGACAGGUGAAGAACUUUAUCUCUACAGUCUUCAAACACUUUCAAAAGUACAGAGAAAACAAAAGAAAUCAAACUCAUUGGCUUAUGACGCGAUGUAGCUUUGUGAUUAUAGGUGUUAGUUCAGUCAUUUAAGAUACAUGUCUCAUUUGGACAACUUUUCAUUAGCAAAUUCCGCUGAAGCCACGCCCGAUUCAAGAUUGAGUUCGGGAAUCCCUCUCAUCGUCAAAGGACGACAUAACUCUUUCAGCACUCGCCCAACCCUGGAAAAGGCCUAAGGCGUCUCCAAAUGAGAAAACGUUUUUGGGACCGGGGUGUGUGGGGGAGGGGGCUGUUUAGGCGUUCAAACAAACGUCUUUUUGUACGUACCUAACUCAAUACCUACGUUAAGUAGACCCAAAUGGUAAGUUUGACGGUUGAUUCAAACAUUUAACUUAAAUAAGUUGACUCAAUUCAUUAUCACGAUAUAAAAAUGGUCUACAAUGCUUUCCAGUCAAAAUAACUUAAAGUAAUUUAAGCAUGGCGGCACACAGUGAGAAGUUCGAUUUUGAAACAAAGUAGGUCCACAUUCGAAACUUCCAUGCUGGCCACCCAAACUUUUAAGUUCGAGUGGCCCGCAUGGGAGUUUCGAAUGGUUCGAACCAAAUUAGAUAUAUCGGACUUAACUGAUUCAAAUCUCGAUCUUUUCAUGUACAUGAAAAGUUCUUCCUUUGAAUUGGGCCUUAAAUAACCCUUUUGGAGAUAUUUAAGAUAAUUCCGCCUUUGACCCAAGAAUAUAAAAUUUAUCUGUAACAUAAUGAGCAAACCUUUCGAUGAAGUAUCAAUCCAUUCAGGAUGAGUACUACAGUAUCAGUGAUUGCGAAUUACUUUCUUUUUUCAGAAAAUUUUAGGUUUAACGAUCAAAACGGGAAUCAAGUUGUUUGGAUAUUCCUUAUCCGGAGGAGUUGAUGUUGAUGAAAAUGGUUAUCCCGGUAUGUCGUAGUUUAUAAAUCCAUGAUAGCUAGUGUGGUGGAUUUUUUAAAGUUCUCUAACCCUAAUCUUCUGCCACAAUAAUUAGAUAUUGCAGUUGGAGCUUAUGGCUCAGACCAUGCUGUUAUGUUAAGGUAAGGGUUGUUAAGUUCAGGGUUGUUUAGCGAGGCCAACUUCAUAGACACUUCUUUUGAAAGUCGAACAACGUUUAAGAAGUUCGACAAAUUCCAAAGGACUGCAGUUUGCUGGUGUUGACAAAUAUUCCCUUAACUUCCAUCAUCAGGGCUUGAAACGUCGUGCUAUUGUCGUGGUAAGCUUGCUCGAAUGUAGUUCGACUGCAGCACGACACCAGCACGACUUGGUUUCAGACGUCGAAUUUAAUUCAGUCGAAUAGAACGGCUGUUGCCGAAUACAAAACACAAAAAUGAAGAAACGGUUUAGCAAACCUUAAAAUGUGUUCUAAUGUAUUUAUAAUUUAUGAAUUGAGUUCGGCACGGCGGUAGCGCGACGUUUGAAACCAAGUUAGAAGCUCAAAUGCUUUUUUUCAUCAAAACCCAGGAAACACGUCAGCUUCUCCUCCGUAUGUUAGUGUCACUCUUUGUAUGUGCCAGUACUGUUAUACCGUUAUAUAGUGAUUUUGUGCGAGAAAAAAUAGAUUCGGGCUACAAGAUAACAAAACAGAACAAAGAACAACAACAACAGAUUUAAAUAAUGAAAAUGUGUGCGUCCGUGUAUGCAUUGCUGUACCACAUUGGCUAUUAAGGUAAUUUCCUUGUUUUGCACUGCGCACCCUCUACUGCGCAUAACAUUGCCCCAUCCAAGAUGGCGGCGGUUCUUCCCACUAGCGCAAAAAGAACAAACAAGGGCCGCUUUUGCAGAGCUAAAGCUUUUAUUCGCAAUAAUAAUGCCGCAGAUCGGCUGACAGCUUCCUAGGUUGCUAUCGAAAAACAAGAAAAUGAAAGAAAUGUGCGUGAUCCCGAAGUCUGCAGUGGUUUUUCACUUCGCGGCCGUCGAGUUGUGGAAUUAUUAAAAUGACCUGGCUGACUAAAAAUACCCCAGUUUAAGAGCCUGCUGACACAUAAACAAGCACGGUGACCCCAUCUUUUUAUUGCAUUUUUUUAAUGUUCAUAUCAUGAAUGUUGAUUAUGCCAAGUUUCAAAAAAAGUUGAUAGUAGAACAAUUUCAAGGGAAUUACCUUAAGCUGCCAUAUAUAACCUGCUUUAUCAAAUAAAUGAUGAUGAAAUGUUGAUAACCGUUAUACUGUUUAGGUCACAGAGUAUUGUGAAUGUGGUGGGUGAAAUUAGACUGAGCGAGCAGCAAAUCACUUUGGAAGGCAACCACAGCGUUUGUAACCUUGAGAGUACUCAGCACAAAUGGUAUGAUCUCAUGUAAUCACUAAUGGUAUUUCAGUGUCAUAAAACGUGUAUCUCCCGAAGAGCUCUCUAAGAGCUUUUUCCAAUCAAACAAGAGGAUGGUAUUCAAUCUGAUGGCCCUUAUUUAAAGAACACUUUUUAAACUAUUCGAAAAUUCAUAAGCCUGGGCACCCAUUUUGGUGGGAACCAGAAGGAAACGUAUAAAACAUUGCAAACACCGCCCGGUUUGGUCAGUUAUUAGGGCGCCCUCCAUCCGUGUGGAAGGUCGCGCCGAGUAACUGAGAAGUGAAGUCUCUCUCUUUGCCCUGCAGAUGGCCACGUAGAAAUAGCAGUCCCGUCUCCAGUAGGAGACGUAAAAACAUUCUUAAUUUAUUAGUACUUUGGGCUCGAUACAUUGAAACUUAAAUAAAGUAGGUUUCUUUUAGGGGGUAAUUGGUUAUCAUUUCUCGCCCGCAGUGUGAAUAUCACCAUAGUCUUUUACUACAAUGAUGCAAGUGCUGCUACUACUAGUAAAGGUUUGUUAAUACCGACCACCAACAAUUCGUUAGUUAGCUAAAUAUUUGGCUUUGAGAAUGGGAUACUUGCAAAUAUUAUUUUAUUCUUAUUUUAACUUUUUAGUAAACACAACUGAUCAUGUUUAAUAGUCGAAAUCGAAAAAAUGCUUACUGACAAAAAUAUUCCCGCGUCUCGGGUUACUUGAUGGUGCAAUAAAGAUCACGUGACUACAAUAUUACGCAGACAUCAAUAAAUUAACAUAAAUUAUAUAAAAAAUGUUCACAACACUCCCCAGGGUUGCAUCACGACUUCGUGAUAAAACGCCUUGACUCAACAGUAUAAAUCUUGAAUGUCCACUAUUCAAUAAAUGUCAAAAGAGCUUCGUCGUCUACAAAGUUCACUGUUUGAAAAGACAUAAUUUCGAAUUCAUCUCAUGUACAGUUCAGUUCAAUGUUCACUCAGAAACUUCAACAGGAAUUAAGUCCUGUAUCACUCUACGUAACACUUGUGGCUUUCGAUCCCCUUUGCCAGCAACCUUGACCUUUGCUGAUCGAAUCUGACCAUCUCUACCCGGUAACAGUUCUUGAACCUUUGCCAGUUUCCAAAAUGUUCUUUUCGUCAGAUCAGACUUCACGAUCACAAUGUCACCUACUGAGAUUGGGCUCUCCUUGUUUUGCUUCUUACAUCUCUCAUUAGAGCGCUCUCGUAGACUCAAAAGAUACUCGUGCUGCCAUCUCUUGGUGAACUGACGCAGUAAUCGUUGGUGAUGCUUAGCUCUCUUUGUCAAGGUCUGAUUAACACUAACAACUUCGAAAUGCUGGUUACUUGGUGCACUAGUAAUUCGUCUACCAGUAAUUAGAUGAGAUGGCGUAAGUGGAGUGGAAACUGACUCUUCAUCAUCAUAGACAUAUGUUAACGGUCGUGCAUUUACGAUUGCUUCGAUCUCCACCAUUGUGGUUUGUAGCUCAUCAUAGUUUAACGUAGAGCGUCCCACUGUUUUCUUCAAUGGUUGCUUCACAACUUUAACCAUCCGUUCCCAAAAACCCCCCCACCAAGGAGCUCGCUCAACGAUAAAGUUCCAUGUGAUGCGAUUGUCAGUUAAGUAUCGCGUAACCUCGUCUGAUUGUAUGAUCUUCCUUAUAUCUUUGGAUGCGGAUCUGAAGGUUUUGGCAUUGUCAGACAGAAGGGUGACUGGUAAUCCCCGGCGACUAACGAACCUACGAAAGGCCAACAGAAAUGAAUCAACGCUCAGAGAAGGCGUCAGUUCCAAAUGAAUCGCUCUCGUGGACGCGCAAGUGAAUAAACAAAUGUACACCUUGUCGGAGCCCGUUUCUUUUGAAGACCUUCCAUCACGUAUGUACAAAGGACCUAUGAAGUCUAAUCCUGUGUGGGAAAACGGCGGGUCUAGAGACACUCGUUCCAGUGGUAAAUCUGGAGUCGGUGGUGGUCUGUAUGGAGCUCCUUCUACUCUUCUACAGAUGGUACAUUUUCUUACAAUUUUCUUCACAACUUCUCGACCUCUUGGUACCCAGAAUCGUCCUCGAAUAGUGGUUAAGGUGUCCUUGAUACCACUGUGUUUAAUCUUGGAGUGCACAUCCUGGAUGAUGAGACUAGUUAGUGGGUGUUUAGACGGAAGUAAGAUUGGAUUCUUGCUUUCUUCAGAGAGCGGUGCAUUGUUUACUCUCCCCUUGCAUCUGAUGAUUUGUUGGUUGUCAAGGAACAAGUUGAAUUGCGUGACAUAGACGGGUGGAAAUGUUCCCCUUUUGCUUUGAAGAAAUUCGAGUUCUUUGGCAAAUGAGGCUUUCUGUACAGUCUUGAUCCACAGCAUUUCAGCUUGAUUUAACUCUUGAGCAUUAAGUUCCCUUUUUGACGAAUGUUCUGGUAACUUGUGAGUUUCACGGUUUGAUACACUGUUCUUCGCAUUACCUAUGAACCGUAAUAGGUAGGCUGUCACGCGGAAUAAUCGUGUUACACUGCAGUAUCGUUCAAUGUCAAUGACUUGACUGAGAUUGAUUGAAUGGUCUUCUGACUCUGUCGUGACCAGAGAGUGCGUGACACUCACAGGGCUUUUUAGAACUUCUUGAAGGGCUUCUUCGUCAUCAGACAAAGCACUUGUUUGGGGCGACUCAGGCCAAUGUUCUCUCACUAACUUCAGAAACUUGGGCCCAUUCCACCAUGUCUGGUUUUGUGCUAAUUGCUCUCCUCCACAUCCUCGUGAUGGUAGAUCAGCGGGGUUCAACUCCCCGGGACAGAAAUUCCAGUUGGCUUCGUUAGUUAGUUCUCGUAUCCUGCUGACCCGGUGUUGUAUGUAAGGUUUCCAUGCUUUGGCAUUUUUUAUCCAACACAGCGUGGUGAAUGAAUCGGUCCACAAAAAUGUUCCUUCGAUUGGAAGAACGGAUUGUAACGUUUGCUGCGUUGAGUGAACUAGUUGGGCUAGCAAUGCAGCUCCUAGCAGUUCCAACCUGGGAAUUGACUGACGUUUACUCGGCGCUACUCUCGUCUUGGAUGUCAUGAUGUUGACUUGGAUUUCACCAUUGCUGAAUGCGGUUCUCAGGUACACAACAGCUGCAUAGGCUCUUUUCGACGCAUCUGAAAAGCCAUGGAUCUGAUAGGAGCAUACUGCUGACUGCGCUGGUGAGUAAUUGGCAUAACAUCGGGGAACUCGAAUGUUCUUCAGAGCAUUCAGGUCAUUAAUGAACGUUUUCCACUUCGCUAAAGCUUCUCCUUCCAAGUUUUCAUCCCAAUUGACCCUCUCAACACAUAAAUCUUGAAAAAGGACUUUCAUGCUUAUUGUAAAUGGAGUUAACAGUCCAAUCGGAUCAAAGAUUUUGGCUGACAGUUUCAAAACACAUCGUUUGGUAGCUGGAAGGGCUUCUGCGUACUCAAUCAACUCAGAGAGGUCAUAGCGAAAUUCAUCUCGAAUGACAUCCCAGUAAAUCCCGAGAAUCUUCACCAAUUGCUCUGUUUCCAGUUUAUCAUCUUUGGCACUCGAUGACUCUUCUUUCUUGAGAUUUUGUGUACUUUCACUUUCUUUGGGAGGGGAUUCCCAAACUGACGGUCCUCUUCUUUCUUCAUCCUGCUUGAUUUUUUCGCGGAAGGACUGACAGUUAGAAUUCCACUUACGCAGUGAGAAUCCUCCAUCUUUCAUGAUUUCCUGUGCUUUGUCGUACAAGUUCACAGUUUCAUUCUCGCGAAACACUCCUCCUGCCAGAUCAUCAACAUAGAAGCUGGAACUUAACAAAGAUGUUACUUCUGGUUCCUUUUCUUUGUACUUGGACAGAUGGAGUUUUAUGGUACUUGCCAGGAUAGCUGGACUUGGAGUUAAGCCAAACACAAGCCUUCGAAACUGGUAUUGCUUGAUUUGCGGACGAUCUUUCUCAAUGUCAUCGAACCAUAGAAACCUCAGCAUACUUCUGUCUUCUGGGUUGAUCUGUAUCUGAUGGAAGGCCUUUUCGAUGUCAGCUACUACAGCAAUUGGAUACCCUCGAAACUUAACCACAAUAUCAAAUAGGUGUGGCACUAAGUUCGGUCCUUUCUCUAAACACUCGUUAAUUGAAGCAGUUGACUUGUCAGAUUUGGCUGAACCAUCAAAUACAACUCUCAAUUUUGUAGUUUCCCGGUUCGACCGAAUUACGCCAUGAUGAGGUAAGAAAUGCAUUGGAGCUUGGUCGUAGUUGUGUUCUGGUACGGCUUCGAUUAUCCCGGAUUUGACUUGAUCCUUGAUCACAUUGUCAUAAUCUCUCAAUAGUUCCUUGUUUUUCUUCAGUCGCGAGUGAAGCUGUCUCAAUCUUGUAACACACAAUUCGUACUCGUUUGAAGCAGGAACAAGGCCUUCCUUCCAAGGCAGACCAACUUCGUAUCUUCCUUCAUUCUCAUUGAAAUGAAUACUCUCCAGGAACUCUCCACUAUCUGACUGUGACACGGGUGGCUUCUCUCGUACUCCUAAUGACUCAAUGUCCCAGAAUUUUUGCAAGGCAUUACAUAACUCAUCGUUCUCACUAUGACUGAUGUCAAAUGGGCUCAAGGUCAUCAAUUCCGGCCUCUCUAUGAUGAGAUUUGUAGUUGCAAACUUCUCUCUUGAUUCUUCAGCACUUGUGGGACCAGACAAGACCCAUCCGAACAUGCUGCUAACUGCUACGGGACCACUGCAGCCACGAAUGACAUCCCCAGACACAAUAUCGAAAUAAUAAUCAGAUCCAAUUAGCACAUCUAUGUCCUGUUGACCUGUUUCAGCAAUGCUCAUGUCAGCAAGCUCGAGACCUUGCAGAUGUACGUGAUUGUCGAUGUUAACUUUAGCUGACACCGCCGAGCAAAUCUUCGGGAAACAUAGUGCAGAUAUCUUGAUUUCUCCUUGAGAUCCUUGCAACCGCAAGUUCACAACAUCACAUUGUUGCUUCGUAUAUCUUUCGUCUCCAAAGGUGUUAAGAUGCAAUGUUUCUGACUUGACAGGGGUCAGAUUAAGCCUCGAUUUCAAUCUGGUUGUGAUGUAGGUGCGUUGACUUCCGGUAUCCAAAAGUAUUCUAACUGGUGCGGCUUUAGAACUGACAACAUUGACAGCCAUGGCUUUCGCUGUUUGUAAGAGCACAGUUCCCUUUGCCUUGUUGCUCACUGUUGUUGUUGUCGUUGUCUCUUCGGCUGAAACUUCUUUUGGUUUCGGUUUCCCUUGGUCAAGCAUUGAACAAAUCGACUGAUGAUGCCGCUGCUGGCAGUGUCGGCAUUUUUUUGGAUUCGUGCAGUCUUUCGCACAGUGAUCAAAACGCAAACAAUUGAAGCAUCGUUUAUCCCUUUCCAAAAUACUUCUUCGUUGAGCGGUAUCUUUUACCACACCACAUGAUGCAGAGUAAUGCUCGUUUUGACAAUAGGCACAUUUGAUUUUGAAGUUCCCACUUUGCUGAGAGACGAGUGAAUUCGCGGUUGGCGUUUGAUUUCGAAACUUUGAAUCACGGCCGGGUGGUUGAACUUUCCCGCCUUCGCUUGUUUUCGCCAUGGUCAUCUCGCUUGCUUCCCGCGCUUCGACUUCAACCUUUAUCACGUUUAGCAACUCCUCCAUUUUCCAUACAGAAUCCUUAGAGUUCCUGGCUAUCUGCAAUCGAAUCUCAGAUGGCAACUUUGACAUAAUAACAGGAAUUAAAAGACUUCCGUAUUGAUCUGAAGUUACGCCGAGCGAUGCCAAACCGCGGGAAUGAACACAAAUUUGAUCGUAGACGUAUCGAAGACUGGCUGGGCGAUCAUUAGAACACGGCGAAACCUUGAGGAGCUGAUCCAUAUGUGCGCUGAUAAUUUGUUGGGGACGCCCGAAACGUUCUUGUAAUAAUUUGACUGCUGCGUUGUAGUUCGCUUCGGUUAAGGUAAGACCCUGAAUAGCUCGAGCGGCGGCCCCUUCAAGGACAGAAUUGAGGUAGUUGAACUUAUCGAUGUUGGAAAUCCCUUCGUUACGAUGAACCGCCGAUUGAAAUGAAUCCCAGAAGGUAUUCCACUUGGUCACAUCUCCUCUAAACUUCGGCAGGUACAACUUCGGUAAUCUUGCACGGACUGCAUUUUGAUUCACUGGCUGUGAUGUCGUUUGAGGAGAUCCCACGUGUUGCUGGGUUGGCAUGUUCACCUUGCUCGCAUUCUCGAUUUUGCAUUUUAGACGUAUAAUUGAGGCAGUAAAUUCUUCUGACUCUUCGAUUUCUUUAUCAAUCGUUGUAACUUCGCAUAAAGAUAAUAUCUCUUGGUCCAUUUCGCUAAGCGACUCUUGUUUUCCAUCCAAGAGUUGUCUCAUAACAUUGAGCCGUUCGUAAUCCUUGUCUUCGCUUUGCAACAUUUCGGUGAAUUCUUGAUCCAGUUUCGAUACAUAUCGUCGGUGUCCUUCACGUAUAACUCGCAGUCGUUCCAAAUUCGAUGUAUUCGCUUGCAUACUCGAUGUACUUGAUAUCUCGUGUGUUUUUGACUUCGGUUUACCCUUUUUGGGAGGCAUUGCGAUCGAAAAUCUGCCCCACGUUGGGCGCCAUUUAGUAAACACAACUGAUCAUGUUUAAUAGUCGAAAUCGAAAAAAUGCUUACUGACAAAAAUAUUCCCGCGUCUCGGGUUACUUGAUGGUGCAAUAAAGAUCACGUGACUACAAUAUUACGCAGACAUCAAUAAAUUAACAUAAAUUAUAUAAAAAAUGUUCACAACAAACUUUUUCCAUUUUUUCAAAGUUUAAAAGAGCUCACUUUAGCGGAAACUUUCAAGCUUUAAUCAAAUUUCUCAGAUAGCUUUUAUAUUCAACUAUGUUUAAAACAUUUUAUAAUGUGGUGCGGAAAUGUUUUAACGAAUUAUGGACAAUGAAAAACUGUUCAUUUGAUUUAAAAGCAGAACUGAUCCCUUCUUUUAGACUUGCACAUAUGGCACACGGUGGAACUAGACAAGGACAGAGGGCAGAACGCGUUGCGCCGACUGUUCUUCUGGGAUGCUUUAAACAGAAAGAGAACGUUUAUCCUGGAAGAUAACUACACCAUUCGUACAAGAAACACAUAUUACAGUUUGCAGCCUCUAACAGUUUAUUUAAUGGUAUGGCAAUUCACUUACCCUAUAGGUAGAUUUCCACUGUCGUGUAAUUUUUACGUACGUAAAUAAAAUAGAGACAAUGUUUGAAAGGCCGCGCAUGAAGGAAAAAGUUGAGGGAGAUUCAACUUUUAAGUUUACGCACGGUCUUCCAUUCACUGCCUCUACUUUCUUUAUGCAUAUGAAACUGAACAAUGCGACAGCGGAAAUCCUCCUUAUGAGUCGUUUGCAAAUAACUUCAAGGCGGCCUUGUUGGUGUGUUCGCAUUCUCGACUCCAGAGCUCUUCUCUUUUGCGCAUGACCAAGGGGGAAAACAGCUCUCCUUUGCCCUGCGCGGCCAAAAGAAUGAAGGCUGUGGAAUCGAGAAAUAAUGGUAUAAUCGAACUUAAACAAUUAUUGAAGAUUAAUUUUAGUAAGUAAUGCUUUACUGUUAAUUUCUUUACGUUUACAAAGAAGUUCAAGAGUUUUUAAACUCGAAGUACGUGCUAAAUACAUAAAAAUCCCUUACUUCAGUUGGACAUGACACUUGUGAAAUUACAGUAACAGUUGUUUAAAUUAGUCGUGUACAGUUUGAUGAAAACUUUGAAAACACUGACCAAUCUGCGCAUUAGCGGAGUAUUGUGCGCUGCUAAACAAAGCAGAGGACUUUUUUCUCUUCUGCGCAUUACCAUAUUAGUUAUCUGCAGGUGACGUUAUGAUGUCUAGACCAAUCAAAACUUUGCGAAAGAUAAUUUAAAUGGUAAUAACAAAUAUUUGGACAGAUCUCAUUUUCCAAAGGAUGAAAAUUGCGUUGUUUGGCUACAGCAACAUGGCGCCAAACGUUAUGCGUUAACGCCCUACAACUUAACUUUUAGAAAUGUUCCGUGUAAGUCCCGUGUAAAGACGUAGGGAAUACAGAAGUGACCGUCUGGUAAACAUCGUGAUAUACUCCAGCUUUAAAAUCUUAACUGUAUAAACUCAGUUACUUGCAAAAGCUUAAGUGAAAACAAAAAGCGUGUAUAGUUUGAGCAUUUUGCCAGAACCAUUUUCAAACGUCUUGUCUCGGUGUUUAGAUAACCGAGGUCGCUACAAAGGAAAUCUGAGGACGUAAGCUUAAGCCUUAAACUGGGUUUUAACUGAAUAGAGCUAUAAUGAAUUAUAUCGCUGUGCAAGGUCGAUCGCUGAAGGAAAGUGCAGGAAUGGUGAGUUGGGAACCUUGAAGCGCGGAUAACGCCAAAGAGAUUAGGUUGCUUUGUUUUAAGAGCACAUUUCCAUCUUCUGUAAUACGUUACUACAAAUAGGAUAACAAACGGUAUGUUUACACCGAACGUCUUAUUUAGGCCUAUUUUGUUAUACUUUAGAAACUUUUAACUGUCUGGAUACACUAUGCACUAUGCAGCUAGUCAUUCACGUGGUAAAAAAACUGCCAUACUGGAGAGCAUCAGACUCACUAGCCCAAGAAAAACAAAUGAAAUUACCAUUUCAAACUGAUGCGAGCUCUUUGUUUGUCUUGUCCCAGUGCGUUUCACGGUCUCUAGCAUGGCGGUUUUGAUGUGGAUGAUCAGCUGCAAAGGGCCCAUUUCAAUUAUACCUCCCUCAGUUAAAAGAAAAUGGCCACUCAUCAACAUGUUACACGCUUUCCUUUCCAACAGUGCUCUUCCCUAGAGUCGGUCGUUUAAAGAUCUUUAAAUAUGAGAUCAUCUUUGUUUUGUUGCAGGAAAAAGACGAACUUGGCGAUGUAAACUCCCCUCUGACCUUUGAUCUAAAUAUCUCCCUUCCUGCACCCCCUUGUGAUGGACUGUGUCCUGUUCUUAAUGAUUACCUGCCAAGCACCUAUCGAGCUGAGGUUAUUAUGUAAUUUAUUAUAGGUGGAGUUUUUGUUGCCAUAGCGACGAGAUACGUGACAUCUUACACAGAGUAAAACGCUUUCUCGCCAAAACUACUAUCCUCAGAGACCCAGAGGCAGCUAAAUAGGAAAGAUAUUUAUCUAAAGUGGUGAAAUCAUUACAAAGUGUUAGAUGUAUGUGAAAUAAAACACAACUACGAUGAUCAUGCUUCAUUUGACUUCAUUUCCGCAGGUCUUAUAGGAUUUAUUUCAUAUACAUCCAUCAUAUUCAUCUCUUUCACGGGAACAUAUGAACACAUAAUUGACCAGCUCCCAACAUCAGUGGCUUCAUAGCUCAGUUGGUUAGAGCAUCGCCCCGGUAUCGCGAGGUCACGGGUUCAAACCCCUUUGAAGUCCUGAAUUUUUUUCAGGCAUUUUACGCAAUUGCAUAAAUUGCUUUCACAAUUGCGAGGAUCAUUCUUCGUCUGAUUUCAUUACAAAGUGUUAGGGAGAAAGGCAGAACUCCUCGGUUAUUCCUCUUUCCCAAUCAGUUCAAUAUCUUUAGGCCAUUCAUGAAGCAGGAAACUUAAAUGCUUUUAAAACUGGGGCUUGUUUCUAGAAAGUCACGGAAACUUUAAAUUUGUAGUACGCCUCCUAGUUCGGCCUUUUUUAAGAUUACGCCGGAGACUUGGCCGUUCUGUGUCAUAUUCCUCUAUGGGAUUGUUUGGGGUAACUAGCACUUCUAUUGGCUAUAAGUAGUAAUAUUAUUAAAUUCACCCCCCGAAACAGCCCUAUAGUUCACUGCAACUGAACACCGACCUAGUCUCGACUUAAGCGUGAUCUCAAAAUGACCACUGGCAAAUGAAAUUUUGAUCUUGUAAUUAAACACAGCAAUCAUAAACAGCCUUGCGAGCCUUUUUAUUGCUCGGUCUUUCGAGAAACGGGCCCCCGCUUCGGUUAGAAUUAGUACCCGGGUGUAUUUCUUUCUUGUAAACCUUUUGUACAGUAUUUCGCUAGUCUGAACAUUUCGUCGCCAUUUGCUUGCUGCCCGUUUUGGUCCCUGAGGAUGCUGAAGUCUAAGAUUGCGCAAAAUUGCAAAACUAUGUCAUCGUAGAUAACCGUACGGUAUAAUUUUAUCGGCGAUAAAAAAGGCUGCACCAUAUUACAUGGGAUUUUUCAACUUUCGUUCAGUUUGUCAAGCGAAUGUCUGCACGAUUCAGUUUGAUCCAUAUUUUCAAAACAAAACUGCGUCGCCUGUGGAAGUUUAUUAAGAAUCGAAAGUUAUGAUUUCUGCUCCACUGUUUGCGACUCUUAUUUUUUCUUCAAUGAAAUUAGUGGGAUCGUACGCGUAACACGCGAGCAGCGAGACAGAGAGAAUCUAGGACGUUUGCCCGAGAAGAAAGGGUGACGCCCCCGAUUUUUUGGCUUCACCAUUAGCGAGGUGCGCGUAAUACCCCACUAUAUUUUAAGAAACACAGGAGAUUUCAUGCAGUCUACUCUACUAAUAUCUCGUAAUUGUUUCUUGUUUAGGUCUUUUUUAAGAAAAAAUGUAAAAAUCAUGCUGCUUGUGCUCCAGAUUUGGCGCUUAGUGGCAACUUGGUUUUUUCUCCCAGGUAAGUUGGUCAAUUUAGCGCUUCUGCUUAUUCUUCUCUUUUAAAUCCUGAAUUUUCAUUAGGUCCGUUCUUGGCUUACACUUCAACGAAAGCGAAUUUAAGAAGGAAGAAGUGUUCUGCUCUAUAAUAUAAUUCAAGACACACAAUUGAAGAAAUCAUGAGCGAAAGCUCAACCGAACGAAAGGAAAUUUUCCCUUUCUUCCGUUUCGAUGCUUUGUUCCUGUCGGUUACCAUCCACUAUGAGCAAAAACUACCGAGACGGAAGCGGAAAAUCACAGUCUUUGAUAUCAACAUGGCAGUGUUGCGCGUGCCCGUUGGUAUCCUUCACCUUCAUUUGGGUAUCGGUCUAGAUGAUAUAUUUGAAAGACGAAUAAUUCGUAUAGGAAUGAAUUCGCUGAUGAAUUAGGAGCGGCCACUUUCCAGUACGCUCUACUGUCGUUUUUAAAACUAAGGUACCUGGAGGAGGAAGCCAUCAGAAUGCUUCUCGAGAAAGCUCGGUAAAAUCCAGUCUCCUUUAGAUUAAACGAACCACAAAUAAACCCCUAGAGGCUGUUGGUGUAAUGGUCCAGAAUCCGUGUGCGGCUAGUUAGAGGGAAGAAAAUAGGUGGCACCUUAAAAUGAAAGCCGGGGAACAGUAACACUCGACUGAAAAACACUAACUCUUUGCUUGUAAGCCCCAUUAUGUUUCUCAUUCUCCAGCCUGAGAUAUUUGCGUUUUGGGUUUUUCCUGAUUUUGGGCCCGCAAAUUCAGUGUAGACCCAGAGUUCUUUUUGCUUACUGUACUAUUUUCUGCAGGCAUGUUAAAGAACUAAGAAUUGGAGUUGUCAAGAAUUUUACUCUGCAAAUCAUUGUAGAGAAUAAAGCUGAAGACUCUGCUUACGCAACCAAGUUAAUACUGAAAUACCCAGAUAAACUGGACUACGUUGGAUCUGAACAGGUACUGUUUCUCCUAAAAAUGACGAUAUCAGUAACAUUAUUUCAUUUAAUGCGUAUAGCUUCAAGAAAGCUCCCCCAAUUCGCUAUCGACUGAGAACAUUAAAUUAGCGCUAAAGAGCUUAUUCGAGCACCACUGUAUUAUAUGGACAAUGUGCGACCAAUGAAAGAAUGAUCUUCAUUGUAACUAUAAUCAUGAAUGUAGUUUUAAUUGUUACCAUAGUUAGAAUCGGCCUCGUAAUCGUAAUACUUAUAGUAAUCAUAAUCAUAAUCUGUAAUCAUAAGUCGUCACCGUAAGCGCGAACAUAAUAAUCAUAAUCAUAUUCGUAAUCAUAUCAUAAUCAUUAUCACAAUUAAAUUAUAAUCGUAAUCGUGGACAAACUCAUUUUUUAAAGGCCACAAUGGUCGUAAGUAAUAAUAAGGAAAAGAAGAAAACCGCUCUUCUUUAACACAAUAUGUUAAACAAUAGAUAAAGAAUACAUGCGGAGGUAAAUAUCCCUCCUCAGGACACGGUGUUACCCUAAUCUGGCUGGUUAGGGACGGACCAUUAGAAAAGUUAUGUGGGGGGUGGGGCGUGGGGAAUUUUCGAGCCGCAGGAUUUUUUUUUGGUAUCAAAUUCCUUGUAUGAAUUUUUUUUAGGCCAUAGCAUGAAUAUUUUUAGGAUUAAUUGGCGAUUAAUUUUCCCUUGCUCGAAUAUUUUUUUUGUACUUCGCCCGCCUCCCCCCCCAUAAGUUUUCUAAUGGUCCGUCCCUUAAGUAAGUUGUUUGUACCUUAAGUAAAAUUGUUUUUUGUUUGUAUUUUAGGAUGUAGACUGUGACAAGACCAUCCCUGUUAAUGGCACUGCAACAAUUAAUUGUGAUGUAGGAAAUCCCAUGCAGGGAAAGACAAAUGUAUGUCCACUAUUUUAUUCGUGAAUCAUCCUUUAGUGGGCGAGGAUCAGGUUUAACUCAACAAAAAGAUUAGACUUGCUACAAGUCGUCAAGCGGCCAAGUGAGCGACGACGCGCCAUAUUAAAUCGGACGAAGGACUUUUUUGAUGAUGUAUCCCAACUGUUAGCGCUACUUGCAUAAAUCUCGAUUACAGGAGCAUUGUUCCUUUGAUUUCUUUUCAAAAUUGUUUCAUGAAAAAACUUCAGUGGGUGAAUAUAUUUACAUGUAACAGAACGUCAACAAUAGGAAUUGUUUAUUUAAAAAUCCGUUUCGAAUACUAUCUUGCUGAAGAGUUACACAAGUCUAAUGUGUCAACAUUAGAUGAGGCGGCACCUUUGAAGCUUUAUCGUUUUCCUUUAUAAAGUUAAGAUCGUCAGUCAGCUUUGAAAGAGUAUUAAACAAUUCAGUCCCUUGCCCAGUACUACUCCUGCUUGUCACUGGUUCUCAGUUUGUCGCGUGAUCUACACGUUUCCGAUCACGUGAAGCACGCGAGUCUGCUACGUCACCAAAAUGAAUUGACCAAGGUAGACGUAAGAAGAAGCUGCACAGGUGUACUAGUGAAACGCCUAUCGACAGAGCUGGUAAAAUGUUUUCUUUAAUCUUGUUUUCUCUUUUUAGAAAUCAUUCAUAAUCAAGUUUUCGCCGGGUUCCGUAAGAGAAGCCUUCAUUCUUGAGGUUGAAGCGUUAAGGUGCCUAUUUCAUUUAUCAUUUCAUUUUCACUUCAAUCUUUCUCUCGAGAGGAAGUGCUUAUUCUUUUUCGUUUUUAAGCUAAGCUCUGAGUAACAAACGUAGAGUAAGGAGCGCAAGAAAUUGUUUACGUUUUUCUUAUCGCUGCUGAAACUAUUAUUGGUUUACUAUUUUGUUGUAGUGUAGGUAUUCUUCAGGAUCCUUUUAACCUUGGACUAACGCCUUUUAAUUAAGGAACCGUCCGCUAAAAAUGGCACAUGUUCAAAAGCACAUGAAGCUCAUUUCGAAAAAAAAUAAUACCCUCAUACUCUUUUAUGCGCUGGCUCACCUUCGCUGGAAACAUUUUUUUCUUGCGCAAUGGAAUUGAGGUUACAUUCAGGUAGCUUGCACCAGAAGGAAGCUUUUUCUGCGGUUAAGGAAUCCUUUAUACUUACUUUUUUCAAGUAAAUGUAAGGCAGGCCUCUGAACCCAAUGAAACAGGAAUCAAACUAUAAUUUAAGUAACCUUAGCACUGCUUCGUUCGUAUGCAAAUUUUCGAUGAUGCAUGACCCGUGCAUAUUGCGCAAAGAGCAAAAGUGAACUUUACAUGAAUCACCACCCAAAAACGGCACGUAGAAGAACAUAAUGGUGUUAUUAAACAACCCAUUCAUGAGGUGCACGCUUCAUUGUUUUACUGAUUAUUCUUCAGCCAAGAUGAGGAUGUUAACGACUAUGAUAACAAGAUACGAUUUCCGGUCACCGUAAAGUUUGAAGCGGAUGUUGAAAUCACAGGGUAUGUUCAAUGGACAAAAUUUUGCUGGCGCUAUUCAUGUAAAUUUAAGUAGACAGGCAGAAAAUUGUUGUUGCUCAAAAUAUCUAUAUGUCGUUACUGUUCAUCAGUAGGAUGCCUAACAUGUGUGCAAUCAGUGCAAUUCCGCAAUUGGUUUCGGCUCCAUUAAAUCCUAUACCAAAUUGUAGAGCAUUUAGGAGGAGGGUUCGUACCCCGCUUUACGGACACCCUCUUAUCUCAUUUUUACCGACAGUUUUCUUUGUCUCUGGAGAAAUCCGUUAUGUUGUCUCUAAAAUCAACCAGCUUACUUAGGACAACGGAGAGGUUUUUCUUGUCCAAUCAAUAGGAACGUAGCUUAACGUCGCUAAUUAGUUAAAAAUAAUGGCUAUUUUGUAAGUCAGACAUGUUAGUUUGUUGAUGCCAAUGCUUAAUUUGAAGUGAUUUAUUAUUUUGCCAUUAAAAUGUGUAUUUGUGAUGUAAUAGCCCACGUUCGAUAUAUCAAAUUUCUAACAUGACUCUUGAGGCUUUAGGGACAAAAUUGCAAAUUUUUUUGACAACGCCACUGUCUCGCAAUUCCCAGAGGAGACUUGAGCGCAAAGAAAACCAAACCAAAUAUAGAAAUAUGACCAUAAAGCGUCGGACUCAAACGGAGUCAUUUUACAAAUUUAAUAUAUCGAUCGUGGGCUAUUAACGGUACUCGCUUAAUAGAAAACGGACUCUGCCUAUGGUACCCUUCGUGUCUGUAGUAACAUAACAGGGUUCGAUUGUAUUUCUGAUUCACAAUUUUUAUUUUGUAGCUCAUCAAAGCAGGAUCAAGUUGUGUACUCAGGACCUGUGACGGAAAAGGAAGACGUUAAGAAAGACUUGGACUCUAUCGGACCUAAAGUGAUCCAAACAUUUACUGUAAGUUGAAAAUGACUCGCUCACUUACCUCUAGGAUAUCGUGGCCAAAGAAAAUAAGUAUAGUGGAUCUAUCAGUGGUAUUUUAGUCCUAUUUGCUUUGUGCUUUCCUAUCACCUCCGGUCAGCUAUCGAAUAAUGAAACCCUAAUCAAACAGUAGAGAUGUGGCCCCGUGAGUCUGAUUUCACGAUAUGUUCAAUUCCCUACUGAGUAAUAUCUGAGAUGCGGCUCAAGUGUCGUUUAAUAGUCUGCCAGUUAUGGCAUGCUGAUAGGUUCUAACAGUGACCGCCAAUGACAACCUCGAUCAUACCUAAUUUGUUUUUUAGGGUGUCAUGCUGGUUUUUAUUUAACAAUUAAUAAAUGAGGCUGAGUAUCUUAUGAAGAAUUAUGGAGAUCUCGUAUAACACCCUCCGAGAUCUCCAUAAUUCUUCAUAUGAUACGAAAGCCGAAUUCAAUGAUUGUUUUAUUAUUCAUUCAAAAUAAUUCCUAGUUUAAAAACAUGGCUAAAACAUGCUUACCUCCAUCGAUCCAUCGACGUUAAGUUCAUCUUCGAUAGUGCACGUUUAGGUUUGUCCAGCUCCGCAAGUAUUCUCCAAAUAGCAUGUCGCCCUUCAAGUUGUCUUCUUACUGUUCUUGCCAUGUUUUUAGCUAUUGUUUCGCCUAGUUCUUACUCUUGAAACGAGUGAAAUGUCCGCCAUUUUUCAAGUUCACAACCCAAACAACUCAACCUCUUUCCCAGGUCUUCUCGGUUAACGGUGCCUUAACCUGCGAAAACGCUGCAUUUUUGACGUCAUUUCCUCGUUAAACACAAAAUUCUUCCAAAUUUGGUCAUCAGUAACUGGUUAUGGUGAAUCAAACGUGUGCUUUUAGCCAAUCAGAAUCGAGAAAAUAUUUUGAAUGAAUAAUAAACAGAUAUUUCUGGGUGCAGGUGUGAUUUGCCUCCUCCCAGUCAUGUCCAAUACUGCCGCACUGUUACGGACCGUUAAGAGCAGUUAACGGACCGUACGUUCUGCACAAACCGUCACUAUUACUCACGGUCCGUAUACUGAGCAGAUGCGGAGCGUGCGUCUCAUUAUUACAUGAGGGCACAAUGCGUUACGGUUCGUUCGAUCCGUACGGUCCGAAGACAUACGGAGCGUGCAUCUCAUUAUUACAUCAGGGCACAAUGCGUUACGGUUCGUUCGAUCCGUACGGUCCGAAGACAUACGGAGCGUGCAUGUCAUUAUGACAUAAGGGCACAAUGCGUUACGGUUCGUUCGAUCCGUACAGUCCGUAGAGAUACGGUUCGUUCGAUCCGUACGAUCCGCACGGCAAGAGAGGCGCACUCCAACUGUAAUAUUCCUCGUUCUAUAAACCAUAAACCAACACAAGCGCAAAAACCAAGAAAGGCGCACUCGAAGUGUAAUAUUCCUCGUUCUAUAAACUAUAAACCAACACAAGCACAAAAACCAAGAAAGGCGCACUCCAAAUGUAAUAUUCCUCGUUCUAUAAACCAUAAACCAACACAAGCGCAAAAACCAAGAAAGGCACACUCCAUGAGAUGCGAUUUACCGACCGUAAAACACUCUUUACAGACCGUAUACCCCUUUUGUCGAUCCGUUCGAUCCGUACGGAUCGACAAACCGUAUAUAACCACUUUUGCCAUGAAAAUAUCCUAAGUCCCACUAAUGAGAUGCGAUUUACCGACCGUAAAACACUCUUUACAGACCGUAUACCCCUGUUGUCGAUCCGUUCGAUCCGUACGGAUCGACACAUGGCUUAUACGGACCGUUACGGUGCGGGUGUAUUGGACAACCCUCGUGAUUUGCACGGUUAGCUCUUGGUACACUUUUAUUGGUCUCACCUUGCAAUCUCUAAAAAGAUUGCUGAUUGGUUCCAUACUAAAAUUUUCGUCAACAGUUGCGUAAUAAGGGCCCUAGUGCUGUUGAUAGUUCAUUGGUGACUGUGAACUUUCCAUACUUGUAUUCAUUGUCCAAGCCUGAAAGCUACCUCUUCUAUCUGAUACAAAUUGAGGUGAGUAAACCACGCAGUGUAAAGUUUCAGUAGUAAGUAAGUAAGUACGGUAAGCAGAAUGGUAGGGUCUGACUACUCUUCUUUCCUGCGCUGGAAUGUAUUUAACGUUGAUGACGUCAUAGGCCCAUGGGCGCCAACAACGUUCACUGAACCGUUACCUUACCAUGUACCUUUUAUUUCUCUCCGCAUCCAAUGCUUUUGCUUUAAAGGAUCAUGAAUAGUGUAUAUUAAUCAGUGCGAAGGUAAAAGUUGUACCUCUUCUAACUCAAAAUACAAUAAAAUUUUGUGAAGACUGUUGUUUAAUUGUGCGACCUCCUCCUCCUCCUCCUCAAUUCUGUUAGUCGACGGUGUCGACGUUGAUAUAUUCCUGUGUAUUGUAAUGAGAUUGCCGCACUGAAACCAGGAGUAACCAGUCCCUACUUUACUACUUUGUUGGAAAUUCAUGGGAUCAUUUUAGCUCUUAGGAAAUUUUUGUUUGUAUGAUUCAUGUUUAGUUUCAGUUCUGUCAGCAUAAAAAGUAUUGCAUUUUUGAACGGAAUUUGCUUACUCCCCCUCUUUUUCUUACGCGGAUUUUCUUCUAUGUACUAAUAAAUACUGAAUUUCAACUUCCUUGCUGUAACCCUCUCUCAGUACUGUCUGUCAUAACUGAAUAUCAAGGCGUUAAUAACCCUUUAACACCUUUUUCUUUUCAUAAGCUCAUGUUCAGCCCAACCCCAGUGUGUUCUAAGCUUGAUGAUGUGUGCCAAUAAUGGCUGUUGUAAUAUUCAUUCUGUUAUUGAUCUUCUUUCUGUUUAGUCUUACACAAAAAUCUCUGUGUCGACUGCGUGUUUUUUAACGAUAGGUAUAUAAAUAUUAAACUGAUAUGUUGAGUUUUUCACUAGUGUUGACCGAAAUAGGACUUCUCAAUAAUAGAUUAGAAAGUAAAACUUACAGUAAACGACUUUGGCUCAUUAGAAGGACUGUUUUAAAUUUUAGCACCCUGUCUAAAUUACAUUACCAGUAGUUCAUUUAUGUAGUUUCUUUACUGACGUCUUUCUCUCUUAAGCUUAAUGGCGCCUCAGGAAGCUGUAACGCCAAUAUCAAUCCUCUGGAUAUCAAGGUGAGAAGUCUCACUGCCAGUGUUAAACCCUUUUUAUGGGACAGGUAUCCCAAGGUAGAAACUUACGCGUCCUUACCUAGGCUCAGUCUCCAGCCGUGGAUGUCUCGAUCUGGUUGGGGGAAUCGCGGGCGCAUCGAGACACCAAUGGCUGGAGACUAAGUCCUUACAGUGAGUGUGAGGGUAUGCAACAGUCGAAGUAAAGAACGAAGGAGUUUUUUCUCUGGUGGAAAAACCGGCAUGGUUGUUUAUCUUACACUGUUUCAUAAAACGCAGGCUUCAGACAUUGGACAUGAAACCUCGACAGAUUUCUUGUGUAAAUGGACAAUAACUAAAAUAAUCAAUUGUUUACGGUGCGGCGCUUGCUUGUUGUUUGUCAGUAAUGCAUCUGCCGCAGUAUGACUCCUUUUGCGAAACGACCACUCAUGACCUACGUUUGGUCAAGGGUACGCAAGACUGAGGAGUUUUCUACUCUUAAGAUAUUUGAACAGGUUACUUAGCCGCUAGAAAUCUCUUGUUAACUGUACAUUUGUGUGUGCUUUUCCUUUUGGUUCUGAGAGUGAAAGACAGCCUCUUGAAGUUAUUCUUGCGAUGGAUACUUCUCCUUGCCGCCAUGUUCUUUGAUGUCCUCUGUAGCUUAGUCAAACCUGUAGUAAACAGUCAGUGUCAGUUGGGUUGGUCAUUUGGUCAUUCCCAUAAGUUUACCGCUUAUAAGGAGUACGAGUUGACUAUAAAAUCGAGUUAAUUAAGGAUGAGUAGGUGGAAAGGUAUCGUCCAGGUGACUGUAGUCCUUAAUAGGACCGCUGUUGACAGUGACUGAUGUUUCGAGAACCUGUGCCCUAGUAAUCUACAGAGUCUAAGAGGAAAAUUGACUAUUAUGGUUUGGUUAUUUACAGGGCUGCAAACAGGCAAGUUGCAAGGCCUUUCAGUGCAGUCUGGGAACGUUAAAGAUGGGUGAUAAAGCGGAAAUCACAAUGACAUUUCGACUUUGGAAAAAUACACUGCUUAAGGUUUGAUCAACAUAUAAUUAUUGGUUGCACAAUAGGUUUCACUUCCCUUUUCCCACUCCUUCCAUUUUAAGGGUAAGCCCUGAGGCCAUUUUUUGGGGGGCGUCCUAUACGCCUUAGACGGAAGCUAACGCAAAAAGUUCGUAUUACGUCGUAAGCGUUUACAAGAUAUAACGCACCUGUGUGAGCAGUAUUAUGUAAUCAUCUCUCGCGUUUGACGUUUCUGCGAUAUCGAUGGAAUUUGUUACCUUUUUUCACAAAAUAAUUUUAUUUUUCAUCAGGAACUUGAUCCUCUUAAAGCAGUUGAUUUGGAAACAACUGCAAAAGUGAAAGUACCAGACGAAAUUACACAGGCGGAUGAAAACAACGACAUGGCGACGGUGAGUAGGCGGAAAGCAUUUUACAGUAGAGCACUAUUUAGUAUUAUUUUGGAUUUCGGUUGUUCGCCAUUUGUUUGGUUGCUAUCUCAUUCCAAACUUUCAGAUAGUAGAAGCAACACUAGAUUAGGGAACAAUGAUAAAUUGCGGAGUUUUACAGCAUUGUCAAGGUGGGUUCCAAAUUUCACGUGACUAAACUGAAGUUGUUGCCAAAACCAGGAGUGGAAAAGGGCGCAGUUGCAGGGAAUGAGAGAAUAUAAAUGAUCUCUGAUACCUUCAUUUUCGAAAAAUACCCCUCUUAUAUUGAAUACCACCCAGCCUUCUUUUUCAAUUUUCUUUUUCUCCAGAGACCAUUUUCGAACAAUACCAGAUUAGUUGAAACGGUGGCCAUUAACCGCAGGAAAAAAAUGCGUUUUCAUGAUCAUUUGAGUUGGCGUUGGCAGGACGUCAGAGCAGCGUCAUUAGGGUGUGACUAGAAUAAUCUAGAUACGUUAACAUAUGGUGUGUUCAUCUUUCUUUGCAGAUAUUAACGACAGCAAAACCUGCACAGACUGGAGCAAGAAAGAGAAAAAUGCCUUGGUGGAUCAUCUUUUCGUCUGCACUCAGCGGCUGUGUACUGCUGGGCGCUGUUAUAUUUUUGUUAUACAAGGUGAGACUGGAGACGAUACAUAGAUGUUAA
Porites evermanni is the source of this 34536-nucleotide messenger RNA. The record is from the annotation of a GenBank genome assembly. Lineage: Eukaryota; Metazoa; Cnidaria; Anthozoa; Scleractinia; Poritidae.